UCCUUUUAUAUAUAUAUAUCUAUUCCUUCCCUGUGUCCAAAGUCAGCAUGCAAAGGUGGAAGAGUCCAACUUGAUUCAAGAUUCAAGGAAAAUCGCAACGAUUUGGGGGCUCCGAAGCCACAAUGAAGAACAGCGAAGAGCAGGUUCGAUCGCUUUUCGGAAUCUCCCUCUCCGACAGGCCCAAAUGGCAUCAAUUCCUCAUCUGUUCUUCUGGGUUCUUCCUCGGCUACCUUGUUAAUGGCAUCUGCGAGGAAUAUGUGUAUAAUAGGCUCCAAUUCAGCUACGGUUGGUACUUCACAUUUGUUCAAGGGUGGGUUUAUCUUGUGUUGAUUUACUUGCAAGGCUUCACCACCAAGCAAAUGGUGAAUCCAUGGAAGACUUAUGUGAAGCUCUCUGCAGUGCUUAUGGGUUCUCAUGGUCUCACCAAGGGUUCUCUGGCAUUUCUCAAUUACCCAGCGCAGCUCAUGUUUAAAUCCACCAAGGUUCUUCCAGUGAUGAUAAUGGGCGCAUUUAUACCUGGACUGAGACGGAAGUACCCACCCCAUGAAUAUGGGUCUGCUGUACUUCUAGUUGUGGGUUUGAUCCUUUUCACUCUGGCAGAUGCUCAAACUUCGCCCAACUUUAGUGUCGUUGGGGUUCUAAUGGUGUCCGGUGCAUUAGUGAUGGACGCCUUUCUUGGGAACCUUCAAGAAGCAAUCUUUACCAUGAAUCCCGAAACAACGCAGAUGGAGAUGCUGUUUUGUUCGACAGUGGUUGGUAUGCCUUUCUUGAUUCCACCCGUGCUCUUGACAGGAGAAUUAUUCAGAGCAUGGAGAUCGUGUUCACAGGUAGAUCUUCAAGUUCCAAAACUCUCCUUUCUGUCUUCCUUCCAUUGCCCUUUGCAUCUUCUGAAAAUGUUUUCGUUGUCCUUGCAGCAUCCUUACGUGUAUGGCGUGCUGGUUUUUGAAGCAAUGGCUACGUUUGUUGGUCAAGUCUCUGUCCUUUCCCUCAUCGCCAUUUUUGGUGCUGCUACGACAGCAAUGGUAACAACAGCCCGAAAGGCUGCAACAUUGCUUCUAUCGUACAUGAUAUUUACAAAGCCAUUAACCGAACAGCAUGGGACUGGCCUUCUGCUAAUAUCCAUGGGCAUCAUACUGAAGCUUUUGCCCGAGUACAAGCCCCCUAAACGCGCCCUGCCCUCAUCUUCCGUCGCUGCGCUCAAGAAACCUCCUCAUCAUGACGACGAAGAGAACAUAACUCGAUUUCAGGCUGAAGAAGAUGAAGAAGAGAGGAGGCCCUUGGUCUGAAAACAAGAUGUCUUGAUAGUGAUUUGCUCAUUUCUUGAAGAUUUACAGGUAUAAGAAUAAGAAGCUUGCAGCUUUCCCCUUUGUUCUUGGCAUUAUUGGAUGGUAGGCAAUAGCUUUUGUAGAAGUUGUAAAAUGGUCCCCUUUUUCUUUAUCUUUGAAUCAAAAUGAUGAUGGAAACAAGUUGGAACUCUGCCAAUUUGUUCUCUGUAAAUUGAUUUGUGCUUAGCUUUGAAGCAUCACAUUAGUUAUUUGUUCCAAAUGUGUGCUAUAUGCCCCAUUUUUUGGUGUUGAAA
Molecule: messenger RNA, 1579 nt
Organism: Diospyros lotus (date-plum)
Lineage: Eukaryota; Viridiplantae; Streptophyta; Magnoliopsida; Ericales; Ebenaceae
Product: UDP-galactose/UDP-glucose transporter 4
Exons: 6
Coding region: 123-1286 (387 amino acids)
Biological process (GO): transmembrane transport
Cellular component (GO): Golgi membrane; endoplasmic reticulum membrane
Molecular function (GO): transmembrane transporter activity
Source: RefSeq, a predicted model, not a curated record